Messenger RNA from Diospyros lotus (date-plum), 837 nucleotides. Its product is annotated as peptidyl-prolyl cis-trans isomerase CYP19-4-like. Lineage: Eukaryota; Viridiplantae; Streptophyta; Magnoliopsida; Ericales; Ebenaceae. Gene Ontology annotation, cellular component: intracellular membrane-bounded organelle. The record is from RefSeq and is a predicted model, not a curated record. The transcript is spliced from 7 exons. Gene Ontology annotation, molecular function: peptidyl-prolyl cis-trans isomerase activity. Gene Ontology annotation, biological process: protein peptidyl-prolyl isomerization; protein folding. Bases 93 to 719 code for a protein of 208 amino acids.
AAGCAUCCAAGCCGGGACCCCCUUAUAUAUAGUCUCUUCCCCAGCUGUCCUCUCACUCCUAAACUGGUGAGUGAUUCCAGAGAACAGAGACAAUGGCCGGAAAGCGGACCUUCUCACUAGCACUCGUGUGGACGCUAGCUGUACUCGGAACCCUAGCUCUCGCUCAGGCGAAGAAGAAGUCGCAAGAGGAUUUGAAGGAAGUGACACACAAAGUUUACUUCGAUGUUGAGAUUGGCGGAAAGCCUGCAGGUCGUAUUGUCAUGGGUCUCUUUGGGAAGACAGUUCCUAAGACAGCAGAGAAUUUUCGGGCAUUGUGUACAGGGGAGAACGGUGUUGGAAAGAGUGGGAAACCUCUUCAUUACAAGGGAAGCAAAUUUCAUAGGAUUAUUCCCAGCUUCAUGAUCCAGGGAGGUGAUUUUACACUUGGUGAUGGAAGAGGUGGGGAAUCAAUAUAUGGAGAAAAGUUUGCUGAUGAGAACUUCAAGCUGAAGCAUACUGGGCCAGGGUUUCUUUCAAUGGCAAAUUCUGGUCCUGACACAAAUGGUUCACAGUUUUUCAUUACAACUGUCACAACUAGCUGGUUGGAUGGUCGGCAUGUCGUGUUUGGAAAAGUGCUAUCUGGCAUGGAUGUGGUUUACAAAAUGGAAGCUGAAGGCCGGCAGAACGGCACACCCAAGAGCACAGUUGUAAUUGCAGACAGUGGCGAACUUCCGCUGUAGUUUUGUACUUCCUCUGUUUGUUCUCCUUUUCAAGUUUAUUCUAGACAUUGGCAUUUUUCUUCUCUUUGUUACAUUGACACUCUUCCGAUAUAACAUUAUGAAACUGGUUUUUACUUAA